AUGUCCGCCAAAGUCGCCCUCGUGACGGCCUCCUCAGCCGGCCUCGGCGCCGCCACAGUCAAAGCCCUGGCCCCUUACUUCCGCGUCGUCGUGAACUAUCACUCCCGCGCCGAAAAGGCCGAACAAGUCAUCCGCGAAGCGUCGGCCAUUCCCUCUGCCUCUGCCUCUACCGCUGAGGGCGGGACACCUCGCUUCCACGCCAUCAAAGCCGAUGUCUCGAAGCGGAGCGAGAUCGAGCGCCUCGUGGCCGAGACGGUCGCCACCAUGGGCCGGCUGGACGUCGUGGUCAGCAACGCCGGCUGGACGCGGCUGACCAACUUCUUCGACCUGGACCAGCAGGUGAACGAGGCCGACUGGGACACGUGCUUCAACGUCAACGUCAAGUCGCAUCUGUGGCUGCUCUACGCGGCGAAACCGCAUCUCGAAAAGGCCGAACAGGCAGGAGGCGGCGCCUUCGUCACGGUCGCCAGUCUCGCGGGCGUGAGGCCCAGCGGGAGCUCGUUGCCUUAUAGCGUGACCAAGGCGGCCGAAAUCCAUUUGACCAAAGGGCUGGCCUUGAUCUGUGGGCCCAAGGUGCGCUGUAAUAGUGUGAGUCCCGGGUUGAUGAUGACUGAGUGGGGUAAUCAAUUCCCGGAAUCAAAAGUCAAGGCUACGGUGGAAAAGUCGGCUCUCAAGGGCACGGCGACGGUGGAGGAUGUGGCGGAUCAGAUCAAGACGUUGGUGCUGAGUAAGUCGAUUACGGGGCAGAAUAUCGUGAUAGAUUGCGGGAUCGCGGUAUAG
Messenger RNA from Cladophialophora carrionii CBS 160.54, 780 nucleotides. RefSeq lists its product as uncharacterized. The coding region runs from base 1 to 780 and encodes 259 amino acids. The record is from RefSeq and is a predicted model, not a curated record. The transcript is spliced from 2 exons. Lineage: Eukaryota; Fungi; Ascomycota; Eurotiomycetes; Chaetothyriales; Herpotrichiellaceae.